AUGGCUGAUCUUGCCUCUAGCCUCGCCAGUAGUCUCUUGAAGAAAUUAGGCUCUUUGGUUUAUCAAGAGCUCUACUUGGCAUGGGGUGUCCAGAGCGACCUGCAUAAACUUGAGAGCACGAUUUCUAUCCUUAAGAUCGUGCUCUUGGAUGCUGAAGACAAGCAAGCAAACAACCCCAUGCUGAGCAUCUGGCUUGGACGGCUUAAAAAUAUGUUAUAUGUCGCAGAGGAUGUGGUAGAUGAACUUGAGUACGAAGCUUUAAGGAAGCAAGCGAUUACGACAUAUGGAAGCGCUAUGGCAAAGGUAUGCCAUUUCUUUUGUUCAUUCAUGGCACUUUCAUCCCGUUUAAAAUUGGCUCACAAAAUCAAGGACAUUAGAGAGAGGUUAGAUGAGAUUAAUGCUGAUAAGGUUCAGUUUAAUCUCACUGAGCGGCAUGAAGAGGUGCAUGUCAAUCCCCUGUGGAGGGAGAAGACCCAUUCCUUUAUUGAUCCUUCAACAGUAUUCGGUAGGGAUGGUGACAAAGAAGAAAUAAAAAAGAGUUUGAUGCACCCAAAUCCCACUAGAAAUCUUAAUAUAAUUGCCAUAGUUGGAUUAGGAGGUAUGGGAAAGACCACACUUGCCAAGGUUGUUUACAAUGACGAAUCCGUAGUUAAACAUUUUCAGUUGAGAAUGUGGGUUUGUGUACCUGAGAAUUUUAAUGUUACAAGAUUGGUGAAAGACAUCCUUAAAUCUGCUGGUGGUAGAGUUGAUAAGAAUUCAAGUAAUGAAGAUACAUUGCAGACUAGUUUGAGAGAACUUUUAAAGGAUAAAAGGUUUCUACUAGUUUUAGAUGAUGUCUGGAAUGAAAAUAGAAAUAAAUGGACUGAACUGAGAGAUUUGCUUAAUGGAGGGUCGCAUGGAAGUGUCAUUGUUGUAACGACACGUAGUCACAGGGUUUCUUCCGUUUUAGACCCUGUUUAUACACAUUCUGUAGAAGGUCUAUCAAAAGAAGAAAGUUUGUCUUUGUUUGUGAAAUGUGCAUUCAAGGAAGGAGAAGACAAACUAUAUCCAAAUCUCUUGCCAAUUGCAGAUGAAAUAGUGAAAAAGUGUAAAGGGGUUCCACUGGCCCUGAAGAGUUUAGGUGGUCUACUUUAUUCGAAAGUCGAUGAAAGCGAGUGGGAAUUGGUGAGAGGUAACGAGAUUUGGGAAUUGGAAGAAAAUGAGGGAGGCAUCUUACCUGCAUUGCAAUUGAGCUAUAAUCAAAUGCCAAUUCAUUUGAAGCGAUGCUUUGCUUAUUGCGUUAAUUUUCCAAAGGAUUAUGAUUUCAGUAAUAUCCUUUUAAUUGAACAAUGGGUGGCACAUGGAUUAAUCAUCCAAAUGUCUCCUAACAAAAAACAAGAGUUGGAAGAUAUUGGAGAAUUGUACAUUAAAGAGUUAAUGUCGAUAUGUUUUUUCCAAUUAGAUCUUCAAGAAAAUCUUUUUGGCAUGUAUUCCUUCAAAAUGCAUGAUCUCGUCCAUGAUCUUGUACUCUCUAUUGGCCAUGAAGAGUGGUCGGAAAUAGACUCUGACAAUAAAGACAUGGCCUCGACAGUUCGUCAUUUGUCAAUUUCAUCUAGUAGCCAACAAGUUUCGAAGUUCUCAAACAAGUUAACUAAUGUGAGGAGCAUCAUGUACCGAAACGAACCACACGUGUCCUCAGUUGAAGCAUGCAUCUCAAGAUUCAAGUCUUUACGUCUGUUAACUAUACCUUAUUCAGAUUUUGAGAAUUUGCCAAGUUCCAUUGGUACUCAAAAGCAUUUGAGAUAUCUCGGCCUAUCUCUUAAUCAGUCAAUCAAGAAGCUUCCUAAUUCCAUUUGCAAGUUACACAAUUUGCAAACCUUGUUACUUGAUGGAUGUAGAGACCUUGAACGACUGCCCAAAGAUAUGAGGAACAUGAUCAACCUUAGGUUUCUUACGAUUUCAACAAAAGAUACAUGCUUGUUCGUGAAUGGAGUAUGUUGCUUUAAUUCUCUUCAGAUUUUAUGGGUGGUGGAGUGUCCAAGACUCGAAUGCUUGCUUCCACAGAUGGACAGGUGCCUCACCAACCUUCGUAUGUUGGUUUUUGUGGAAUGUGAAAGUUUGACCUCUUUGCCACCUAUUAUCAAGCACCUAAAAGCCUUAGAGUCAUUGUACAUUUGUGAUUGUGAAGAGAUAGAUUUGACGGGAGGAGGAGGAGGAGAUGCACAGGACCUCAAUUUGAGACUCCAAAUCUUGUAUAUAACAAAUUUACCAAAGUUGGAGAUUUUACCCGAAUGGCUCCUAGGAUCUGCAAACACUUUAAAGCACCUACAUAUCGAGCAGUGUGAAAAUCUGAAGGCGUUGCCAGAGUGGUUACCAACUCUGAAAUCACUUCAGACAUUGGAGAUCAUUGAAUGCAAUGAGCUAUCAUCUCUACCGGAGGGGAUUCGUCAUAUGAAAACAUUAAGAAAACUGGUGAUCAUUCCUGAGCUCUAA
This is a messenger RNA of Juglans regia (Persian walnut), 2472 nucleotides long. RefSeq names its product putative disease resistance protein RGA4. The transcript has a single exon. Gene Ontology annotation, biological process: defense response to other organism. The record is from RefSeq and is a predicted model, not a curated record. Gene Ontology annotation, molecular function: ADP binding. Bases 1 to 2472 code for a protein of 823 amino acids. NCBI's taxonomy places the organism in Eukaryota, Viridiplantae, Streptophyta, Magnoliopsida, Fagales, Juglandaceae.